Messenger RNA from Haliotis rufescens (red abalone), 3167 nucleotides. Its product is annotated as activin receptor type-1-like. Gene Ontology annotation, molecular function: SMAD binding; metal ion binding; ATP binding. Gene Ontology annotation, cellular component: plasma membrane; BMP receptor complex. NCBI's taxonomy places the organism in Eukaryota, Metazoa, Mollusca, Gastropoda, Lepetellida, Haliotidae. The record is from RefSeq and is a predicted model, not a curated record. The coding region runs from base 20 to 1600 and encodes 526 amino acids. The transcript has 8 exons. Gene Ontology annotation, biological process: protein phosphorylation; BMP signaling pathway; cellular response to growth factor stimulus.
AGGACACUUUAAUGGCGGCAUGAUGUCGCUCGGCUCGUGGCUGUGGUUAGGUGUAACGGCGGUUUCCAUCGAACUGGGUGUGAAUCUGCCACUAGACCCCACGUACAACAUCACCUGUGUUUGCAGCACAUGUGAUACCAACUACUGCGUCACCAAUGGAAAUUGUUUUGCAUCCUUGAAUAAAGUAAAUGGAGAAGAGCGGCGAGCAUACGGAUGCACGGACAUGGACCUCAUGCUCCAUACAAUGUGCAAGCAGAAGAACCAGGACACCCUGGCGACCGACUGCUGCAACAACACCAACUACUGCAACAAGGACAUCCCAUUGCUGCUGCCGGAACCGGCAAAGCCAGGAGACGCAGCACUGUUCCCCGACCUGAUAUCCCACCUCCCCCUCAUCCUCGCCAUCAUCAUCCCCAUCAUCAUCGUGGCUGUCCUCAUGCCUAUCAUAAUCUUCCUCUUCCGACGCGUCCAUCAGCGCCGGAUGGAGGCACUAUUUGCCCGUGAGAGACGCUUACUGGAGGAAGAUGGGAUACGUGCAGCGCAAGUUGGAGACAGUACUCUACAGGAGCUGUAUGACGAGUCGAUGACCUCAGGGUCGGGGUCAGGUCUGCCCUUCCUGGUCCAACAGACAGUUGCCCGGCAGGUCCGACUGGACGAGUGCAUUGGUAAAGGCCGCUACGGAGAAGUAUGGCGUGGAAAGUAUCACGACGAGGACGUGGCUGUUAAAAUUUUCUCAUCGCGCGAUGAAGCCAGCUGGUUGAGGGAAUCAGAAAUCUACAACACAUGCCUAUUACGUCACGAAUACGUUCUUGGGUAUUAUGCUUCAGACAUGACAAGCAGGAACUCGUGCACACAGUUGUGGCUCAUUACCCACUACCACAAACACGGGUCUCUGUAUGACCAUCUCCAGUGGAACGUUCUCACUCACUUACAGAUGUUGGAUCUGGCUCACUCGGCAGCUGCAGGACUCGUUCAUCUGCACACGGAAAUUGUCGGAAACCACGGAAAACCUGCCAUCGCACAUCGAGAUAUAAAGUCGAAAAAUAUUUUAGUACGGUCCAACGGAACGUGUUGUAUUGGAGAUUUGGGAUUGGCUGUCACGCAUACGCAAGAGGAUAAUAAAUUGGAUUUAGGGCGGAAUAACAAAGUGGGCACAAAGAGAUACAUGGCGCCGGAGCUUUUAGCAGAGACUCUUAACCCUGAUUUCUUUGACUCAUUCAAGUGUGUGGAUGUGUAUGCAUUUGGCCUGGUUCUGUGGGAGAUUUGUCGCAAGUGCUGCACAGGAGGCUUUCCUGAAGAUUACAAGCUUCCGUUCGGGGAGUCGGUGCCGAGUGAUCCGAGCUACGAGGACAUGAAGAAAGUGGUGGUGACAGAUGGGCAGCGACCAGUCAUCCCAAACAGAUGGGCCUCCGACCCGAUCAUGGUGCAGAUGUCAAAGCUGAUGAAGGAGUGUUGGGCACAGAACCCCAAGGCUCGGCUGCCGAUGUUGCGAGUGAAGAAAACCCUGUAUACGAUGGUACGGUCACAAGAGAUAGAAGAAAAAUGCCUUAAGAUUGAGGACAGCAAACAUAUCGAAAACACAAAACAGAAUCAGUGUUGAUAAAAGUUACAUAGCUACUUGUAGUGGAGGUACUACUUAUGUGACAACUUGUCUUAGGGCUUUCAUUUUCUAAUCGUUGCAACAAGUGUGUCGGCACUUCUGCGACUAGGAAUGUGUGAAUGUCUGAUGGAGGAAGAUUCUGAUUGGUGUUAUGUGUCAUGUGACCGGUUCAAUUCAAGACGGCAUAAUCUAUGGGAAUUUUCCGAGAACAAGUCCAUUUGUACUCAGUGCUGAGGAAGAGCCUCAUGAACAGAAGAGACAACCUUGAGAGCAGAUGGGGAAUUUAUCUAUGAUUCAAGAACGAGAAAGACGACACCAAUUAUACGAAUGUUUGUGUAUGUAGGAAUGUGUUUAAGCCUUAGUGUGACAAUAUCAGACUCUAGCCUUUCAUCCCCAGAUGAUAUGGAAUCAGUCCAGAUUUAUAAUGACUGUUGAAGAAUGGAAGAGGUCAUCUUUUACUCGAGGGUGACAAACCUGAUGUAUAUAUUGAUAAUGAGGAUGACCAUGUGAUGUUUUCUUCGUGAGGAUUUGAGCUUUAAAGGAUUGUGUUUGUUGCUUUAGGACAUUGACUGAAGCCUUCAUUGUAUACGUUGCUUCCAGCACAGGAUUUAGAGUGAUUUUGCUCAGAGCAGCAGAAGGCCAGUUCAGUUGGCAGUUCUUGUCCUCCAUUCCAUAGGCAGCCCUCUGAUGACUAGGCACAGUAUUUUUUAUCCAACAGCCCAAAAUUACAAAUAUGUGGAAUAAGUUUAAAGUUUUGACAACUGUCUCUAUUUCUGCCCACAGAAUCAGUUAUGGAAUAACUAAGAAGUAAGCGAAGUGCCAAGAAAGGUGUUACUUCCCUGACCCUAAGAACAUUAGAAAUAUAUUGUUUCUUUGACCAACAACCGUUUUGGAAAAUAAAACCAAUAAACAUAUACUACUGGGCUUUUGAUAGGAAUCAAUAUUUUAUUCCAAAUGAGGACUAAAUAUGACUGAGUUGUCAUACAAAUAGUAUUCAGUAUUGCAGUCAAGCUGAUGUUUUUUCAGCUGCAUUUGAGUUGGUAUUGACAUGAAAUAUUUCCAUCAGGUAAAUAUACUUCUGAGGUUUGUAACAGUGUCAGAUUUCUUGGUGUCCAGAUGAUGUCAAAAGUUCAGUGGUAUUUACUUGUAUACACUAUCAGAGUGUGUAUCACACCUCAACAGAUUUGUGCCAAACUCCCAGCAAGUAAUUAUACAGCUACUUUAUUCAUGGAAAUCAUUAAGUUUUGUUAUAAACUGUUGGUGUGGGUAAUUCUAUGGAACAGAAACGAGAUGACAAAUAUUUACCUGGGAUUCGCAAACUGCCAUGAGUGGAGUCACAGCCAGUCGUGUUAUUUUAUAUUUUCUCUUCUUUUUAUCAAAGACUCUAGAUACUGAUCAUCUGAUGAGAAAGUAGCAGAAGUGUUUGUUAACAGUCGCUUAGUAAUAAAACAUUCCAUCACCAUGGACAGAGGAAUGUUCAGCGGAGAGGGCCAAGGCAGGCUAAACCAAAGAAAGGUUGAUAAUUUCAUGUCAAAAUAAAGGUACAACUUAAGAACACUGUCAACAA